GUUGGUAUAAUUCAAAAAUUAGACAAGCAUGGCAGCCGGACCUGUAACCGAACGAAAUCAAGAUGCAACUAUCUAUGUUGGAGGUCUUGAUGAUAAAGUCAGCGAGACCUUACUUUGGGAGCUGUUUCUUCAAUCAGGACCUGUUGUAAAUGUUCACAUGCCAAAAGACCGCAUCACUCAACUCCAUCAAGGCUAUGGUUUUGUUGAAUUUCUUGGUGAAGAAGAUGCAGACUAUGCAAUAAAAGUGAUGAAUAUGAUCAAAGUGUAUGGAAAACCUGUCAGAGUAAACAAGGCGUCUUCGCACAAUAAAAACUUGGAUGUGGGUGCAAAUAUAUUUAUUGGCAACUUGGAUCCCGAAAUUGAUGAGAAACUGCUCUACGAUACUUUCAGCGCUUUUGUGAUAUUGCAAACACCUAAGAUAAUGAGAGAUCCAGAGACUGGUAACUCGAAGGGCUUCGCUUUUGUAAACUUCGCAAGUUUUGAUGCAGCUGAUGCGGCCAUCGAAGCAAUGAAUGGACAACAUUUGUGUAACCGACCUAUAAGCAUAUCUUACGCGUUCAAAAAAGAUUCAAAAGGAGAAAGACACGGCUCUGCUGCAGAACGUUUGCUCGCUUCACAAAAUCCUCUCGCUCAAGCGGACAAACCUCAUCAACUGUUUGCCGACGCUCCCCCAACACAAGUGAAUGCCUUUGAUCCGACAAUGAUGAUGGCGGGUGUUGUACCCCCACCUCCGACGAUGCCGCCUCCAGGUCUUCCUCCUCCAGGUAUGAUGCCCGGACAAAUGCCUGUUCCUGGGUUUCCUCCUCAGGGCCUUCCACCUCCUGGAUUGCCUCCCGCUCCUCCACCACCCAUGCCGAUGAGAGGACCCCCUGGAGAUCAGGGGAGGUCCUCCCGGCCCACCUCCUCCGCGCCCCUUGAUGUCGGCAGCUCCUCACGGAUUCCCAACCAACAGCAACCGCAACAACAGAUGAACGGACCACCUGGCCCACAAUCGAAUGCCUAUGAUGCCGCCGUU
Molecule: messenger RNA, 1015 nt
Organism: Xenia sp. Carnegie-2017
Lineage: Eukaryota; Metazoa; Cnidaria; Anthozoa; Malacalcyonacea; Xeniidae
Product: splicing factor 3B subunit 4-like
Biological process (GO): positive regulation of mRNA splicing, via spliceosome
Cellular component (GO): nucleolus; U12-type spliceosomal complex
Molecular function (GO): RNA binding
Source: RefSeq, a predicted model, not a curated record